AGACAGGAUGGACAGAUUCCUGGUGACGGGGGCUGUAGGGAGCCUUGUGGGUAAGAGGGAGGGAGAGGCGAACCCAGAAGAUCCAACAGGGCGGAGAGGAGAGGAGGGCAGCAGGAAGAGGCCCAGGGCAGAAACCCUCCACAACGCAGGCCCCCUGGCCAGCCCCAACUGGCGGCACAUCCGGGCUGAGGGCCUGAGCUGUGAUUACACAGUCCUGUUUGGCAAAGCUGAAGCAGACAAGAUUUUCCAGGAGCUGGAGCAGGGAGUGGAGUAUUUUACAGGUGCACUGGCCAGGGUCCAGGUAUUUGGGAAGUGGCACAGUGUGCCCAGGAAGCAAGCGACCUAUGGCAACGCUGGGCUGACCUACACGUUCUCAGGCCUCACUCUGUCUCCAAAGCCCUGGAUCCCAGUUCUAGAGCAUGUCCGGGAUCGUGUUUCUGUGGUGACAGGAGAGACCUUCAACUUUGUGCUUGUCAACAGGUAUAAAGAUGGCUGUGACCACAUUGGUGAGCACAGAGAUGAUGAACGAGAACUGGCUCCCGGGAGCCCCAUAGCCUCUGUCUCCUUUGGGGCCUGUAGAGACUUCUUCUUCCGGCACAAGGAUUCUCGGGGGAAAAAGCCCUCUCGGAAGGUGGAGGUGGUCAGGCUUCAGCUGGCCCACGGAAGUUUGCUUCUGAUGAACCACCCGACCAACACUCACUGGUACCACAGUCUCCCUGUACGAAAGAAGAUUCUAGCUCCACGGAUCAAUCUGACAUUUCGCAAAAUUCUGCCCACUAAAAAAUAG
Messenger RNA from Nyctereutes procyonoides (raccoon dog), 787 nucleotides. It is a transcript of the gene ALKBH2, whose product is annotated as alkB homolog 2, alpha-ketoglutarate dependent dioxygenase. The transcript is spliced from 3 exons. Bases 8 to 787 code for a protein of 259 amino acids. The record is from RefSeq and is a predicted model, not a curated record. Gene Ontology annotation, biological process: DNA repair. Lineage: Eukaryota; Metazoa; Chordata; Mammalia; Carnivora; Canidae.